Messenger RNA from Pieris brassicae (large cabbage white), 1962 nucleotides. RefSeq names its product regulator of gene activity-like (gene Rga). The record is from RefSeq and is a predicted model, not a curated record. Gene Ontology annotation, biological process: regulation of stem cell population maintenance; regulation of DNA-templated transcription; nuclear-transcribed mRNA poly(A) tail shortening. The coding region runs from base 568 to 1908 and encodes 446 amino acids. Gene Ontology annotation, cellular component: CCR4-NOT core complex; P-body. The transcript has 11 exons. Lineage: Eukaryota; Metazoa; Arthropoda; Insecta; Lepidoptera; Pieridae.
UCAUAAUUAUUUUAGAAAUAUUGAAUUAAACCUCUAAAAUAAUAAAAAAAGAAAUUUGUGAUUAAUUUUACUACAGAUUAUUUUAUUUGUUUUAAACCAAGACCUUUUAAAAUAGAAAUGUGAGAUAAAUAAGUGACUGAAAUCGUAAUAUCCGGCCUAACAAUAUGGCCGCCAGUUGUUUAGAGUAAUGUGGCGUUCGACAAACCAGAGUGAAAUUGUUAAAAUAAUAAAUAGUAAUGUAAACAUGUAUAAAGUUUUCAGUGUUUUAUAGCAGUGUUACAUGAAAAAAAAACCUUGGAUUGCCUUUGUUGGUGCAAAAAAUUAUAAAGUGUAAAAAAUUGAACAGUCAACAAACUUUUGUUUAUUUCAUUCAAGUGGAGAAACUUAAUUUUCACGAAGUGUAAAUGAUUAUGUACCAUCCAUACGGUUACUAGAAUAAUAAUUAAGGACUGUCGUUAACACAUUAGGAUUUGGUGCACAAAGUAUACAUCAAGGAAAUGAUUAGUAAUCCUGGACGCUUCAAUAAGUUAAAGUUGGAGUAAAAUCAAAAUUUUUCAGUGCAAUGGUAUGGCAAACUUGAAUUAUCAACAAGCUCCUAGAAGCCUCGUUAGCGGAGGCGUUGGUGGGCGCGUAGGUUCAGGUUUAGUUAGUGGUGUCUCUGGCCAUGUGACCCCAACAUUUGGUGGUCCGCUGUCUCCUGGCCGAGGCAGUGGGACAGCAAUGCCAGGUGGUGCACCACCGUCUAUGGCAUCAAGGUCAACACUGUUCGGACAGCGAGCUUUUGCUGAUAGGAGAGUGCCAAUGCCAACACCACUCUCACAAGCAAAUUCUAAUUCAAUGUCGAGUAUGGCAAGCCUUCCCCGGUUCAAUAGCAGCAACUACCACUCGGUGUUUGGUGAAGGCGGUGACACGUCAACGCCGCCGCUGCUGGAUCUCAGCGAGUUUCCAUCGCUAACAGCCCGAGGGGCAGGAGACCAGGCGCCAGCUGCGGCGCCACCACCGCCUGGCUCUAAACCCUACGAAUCCGACCUUACCCGUACUUCACAGCAAGCAACCCGUGAACAUGUGAAAUUGUUGGGUAUGGUUAAGCAGCCAACGGCAGAACAGUCUGAAUUCACGAUGUCGUCGGAAGACUUCCCCGCGUUGCCGGGCACCUCGAGUGCGGGUGGCGCAGCGCCUGUCGUCCCGCCUCCUGACCUUAUUCAUCCAGAUACGAAGCCCCCGAGGAAGGGUAUUCAGACGUCGCCCGAAGGAUCGCUGACGAAAAAUGAUAUUAACCUUUUCUGCCCUAAAGUUGUCAAUCAAGGAGCACAUUCGGAAUUUUAUGGUAAAGUUACGAAUAUACCAGAUACGAUGAUACCUAACCAAUAUGGAAUUGUGGGGCUAUUAACCUUUAUACGGGCGGCGGAAUCGGACCCCAGUCUCGUAUCGCUAGCACUAGGACAGGAUUUGACUGCGUUGGGACUCAAUCUCAACUCACCCGAUAACCUUUACUUAACGUUCGCUGGUCCGUGGGCGGAUACGCCCUGUAGACCCCAAGACAUGGACUACCACGUCCCGCCCGAGUACUUGAUAAACGGCUCAAUUAGAGAAAAACUAGCGCCUCUAAGACUCAAUCGAUAUAAGGAGGACUUACUUUUCUAUCUAUUUUACUGUUUCGUCGGUGAUGUACUGCAAAUUGCUGCCGCUGCGGAGUUAUAUAACCGCGAGUGGCGGUAUCACAUGGAGGAAAAAGUGUGGAUCUCUCAGGCACCAGGUAUGCCCAUGGUCGAGAAGACGUCCACUUACGAGCGCGGCACCUACUACUUCUUUGACGCGCAUAAUUGGCGCAAGGUGGCGAAAGAAUUUCACCUGGAUUACAGCAAGUUGGAAGGUCGGCCGCAGCUGCCGCCGCACGCGCUCACGUAGCGACCCGCGCCACGCACUUACUACGUAGUUUUGUUAUAUAAAAAGUACAAGUUA